AUGUAUGUUUUUGUUCCGGGAAGGGGGUGUGCGUUGGUGCACGCAGUGGCUGUGCUCUUCUCUCUAGCGGGAUCGCUGCUGUUGACAACGCCCCUCCUAACAGCUUGUUACCUUAAAAUCGAACAUGGCAGCUUGCCCUUGGGUGAGAGUUUGAGCAGAGGAAAGGUGAAAGCUCCCCUGACACUAGCUAAAUAUGAAACUGCGUUCACUUCCACCGGAUACGCUGCAUUUGAGCGGUUUGCUUUCGUACCCCUCACGAAAGAGAAGCUCGCUGUCAUGUAUAAUUGGUGUCCGGAGCAGGAACGAUAUAAUAAUACCUACGUGGGAACCGAGCCUCUCUUUCUUUCUUGUCGAGUACGUGUAGAGUUCUUCACCUAUAAGGGCGAGCGAGCUCAGCAAGAGUACUAUGUCGGUAGCACGCUGCAUUCUCGUUCCGCUUUCACAUAUGCAAACUUCGCCAAGUAUCCGGAACUGAAAGCGCUCGGAUUCUGGGUCCACGGCCCACACGAGGGCGCGAAUUCGAACAAAGUGGUGAUUGCUUUCUGGACAGCUCGGUGCAAAUCUCCACAAGAGGCGCGCGUGUGCACGGGCUCCAGCUCGUGUACAGUAAACCUGAAAAAAUCUGUAGAUACCGCCAACGUUUCUUGCCUCGCUCAACUGUACGGCGCCCAUUCAGUCACAGUGCCCAAGGGAGAACGCAUGUGCUCUGGAGACACACCCUGGGCUCAUGGCUCGGCAGACUGCUACCACUACGAGCUGCCUAAUGCGGCACAGGCAGUGCGGAGUGAGGAAUCUGGAUGGCAAAAAGAUUCCUCGGGCAGGGGCCAUGGCUACCGACUGGGUUCUCCAGAGGACGUCGCCCAGCAUGGCGGUAGGUACGGGUCGGUCUUUAUCGUUAGGAUUCCCCCUGGAGACGGGCAAACGCCGGAGUGGGAAACUCUCGUUGCGAGUGAUGUGUAUCUCGACUACGGCCACGGCCAAGCCAACGCACUCUGGGCAGACGCGGGUGGAGGAACUGCGACUGAAGCUCGCUACGCAGUCACUUUCUACACACAUCAGUGGGAUCUGGUUGGCGACAAGCCCGUUCUGUGGCCGCAGUGUCUCACCCAGCUGAUAGCGGAUGACGGCAGCCUUGUCCAGAACAACGGUCUGUUAAACAAGAAGUGUUCCAGCUGCUCGUCGCCACCCAUGAGCCGCGUCCACCCCAAGACGCGGAAAUGGGCCAGCGUCUGUACGAGCGAUAAACCCGACGCUCCGGGUGUCUUCAUCAACGACGUGCUGGCUGUCGAUUCCAAGGCAGUCCUCCCGACGGCCGGUACACCCCUGCAGACGCCGUCAAGCGUCGCAGUGGACUCACGUGCUCAAAUCGUACCACUUGGAGAACAAGGUGAUUGGCUGCUGUUCUGGAGAAGGUCCAUACUGACGCAAACGCGCCUCGCUGAAGGCGUCCCUUUCUGGGGACAGAUUCAGGAGGCGAAGCUCAUGGUGGCGAAGUGGACUAUCAACGGAAAAGGGACCUUGACUUCGAUCAAAGAAAUGUCCGGUGGGCAAAGUGUCCUGGAAUAUUCGGAACCCCGAAUCAGUCCUCUUGGACCCCAGAAUAGCUUCUUGGUGGGUUACAGCGGCGCGCUGCGCCGGACGACGACUCUUGCGAGUAUUUCGGAAGGAGAGGUUGACGGAUCAACGACUUUCACCAUGGAACGGAUCCUCGGGAGUGUUCUCAAUAACGGGGCUUUCACUACAGACUGGUUACCGCUUCCGGACGAAUCUGUUUUCUGGGUCACUCGGUUCUCCAGAGGGAAUGAUUCCGGGGGGCACGAAACCCUCUGGCCCAACGGCUCGUCCCCCGCCAUCAAGCUACAGUUCGUUCGCGUCUACAAAACUACAGAAGACCCAUCAUGCGCUGUCAAAGUGUACGAAGGCGUCGCUACUGUCCAGGACUCGUCGGUUGGACAGCAAAAUGCCCUUCGGGUCUCGGAUGGCGAUGUGAAGACAUUCGCCCAGUUCGAAGCUCGCCCCACUGCCUUUACUUUGGAACUGAAGGAGGCGAGCGACGUUUGGGAAGUGUCUCUCGCAUUUCUCGUGAAGCCGGGGGACUGGGACACAGGCGCUCGGUUCACGUGUGUCACAUAUGAUCGACAGCAGAAUGCUUUGGCAUCUCGGGAAGGAUUCCUUGGCAGAAUUCCUCCCGCCAAUAUCCUGGAGCCCCUAGAGAACUGGGCGGUGUCUUUAUGGACCUGGCAACACAUAAGACUGUUCGGUGUGCAAACACUGGAGUGCUGGGCACAUGUCAGCUCAGUAGAUCGCGAGAUUAUCUUGGCUGAAGCGGAACUCAUAGGCAAGGCCUCUGGUUCCUGUCCGCCUGAGGGCUUCUUCGGUCUCUCGGCGUGUCGCUCCGAGACUGCGAGGCUCGUUUUCGACGUCGCGACGCUCGACUGCCAGGGGAACUGGAGUGAAUGGAGUCUCUGUGACGCCAACUGUCUCUCGACCCGAAUGUUUACAAAGACGCGGGAAGCCCAGUGGGGAGGCAGGCCUUGCGAGAUGAUACAGAGAAAACCAUGUGGCGAGGGGCCCUUUUGCCCAUCCAGAUCCGACUCUGAAAGGACCGAGGCUCUGAUCGAUCAGCGUCGAUCGUGUGUUUUCAAAGAAGGACCGUGGUCUGAAUGUCUCCAUUGUCGCCAACUUCGGCGACGCCAGAUUUUGAGAGAGGCUGCUGGCCCCGGAGUCGAUCCCUGCCCCGACGUCCUUGAGAUGCAGUUUUGCAAUGAAACGUGCCGUCUUCAGUAUGAUUUUGCGUACACCGCAAGUUCCACUUAUCCUCCAAUCACCACUCUCCCUGCUCGACUCUUUACUGUCGUCGCGCUCACCACGACACUUGCGCCUCUCUCGUGGCGUCGAUGGUUUACUGUCGAGCGGCUGACUACAGCAGCUUGGCUCCUAGUCGCUGCACUUCUCUUCUUGUUCCUGGGUCUCUGCAUUUUCUGCUCGUUUCGUAAGAACACACCUGAGACACCGGAGCCUCUAGAGUAUUCCCCAGAUGAAGAAAUUCCGCCUCCAGUCCCCACCCUCACUAGCAUGACACGCCGCACAACCGUUAGAAUUCAGUCUGCUGCGUCCACGAUGGCCAGCAUUGUUGCGGCCUCAGAGGACUCUGGUUCGCCUUCCGCGGACGACAAACAGUCCCGCAAAUCGCAUUCGCUAGCCGUUAACGGUCAGGCGAACCAGUCUAGGACAUCAAGGAGAGUCCUGUUCUACGACACACGAGAGUCUACUGCUGGCGGGUUCAGCGCAGAACGGGAGAAGGGUUGCAGGCCCACACCUGCAGCUGAUGGCAACGGCGAAGGAAGGGAAAGUCCUUUUGGAUUAGUGCCUGUCCGAUGUGAGACAGAGCUGCCGCAUGUCACCCAAAUUCUGCCAGGUCAAGAUCGCAGCAAACAGAAAAAUGUGGAGAUCUCGGAACUUACCGGUGUACGACAGGGCGGCGGGAACAGGCCAGCAUCACCCAUCGUUGGAUUGGCCGCGCCCACCUUCCAACACUCGGGUGUCGUUUUUUCGGCGCAUGUGAAUCCGACGGUACAGGCAGGGAACACGGUAUGA
This is a messenger RNA of Neospora caninum, 3597 nucleotides long. RefSeq lists its product as hypothetical. Bases 1 to 3597 code for a protein of 1198 amino acids. Lineage: Eukaryota; Apicomplexa; Conoidasida; Eucoccidiorida; Sarcocystidae. The record is from RefSeq and is a predicted model, not a curated record. The transcript is spliced from 3 exons.